AUGGCCAAUUUGUGUGUUGAAAUCAUUUCAAGAGAAACCAUCAAACCAUCUUCACCAAAUGUUCACAAACUUGAUCCUUUCAAAAUCUCAUAUCUUGAUCAACUCACUCCCACUACUUUUGUUCCACUCAUCUUCUUUUACACAAGAGAUGGUGUUAACCCCGUCAACACAUCCGAAACCCUAACCCGGCUCAAGAAAUCCCUCUCCGAGACCCUUGAUAUCUAUUAUCCAUUCUCUGGAAGAAAUAGAGAUAACAUUGUUGUCAAUUCAUUUCAAGAAGGUGUACCGUUCUUUGUAGCCAAAACAAAUUAUCGCAUGGUCGAAUUUUUAAGAACUCGAGAAACCGAGUCACUUAACAAAUUCGUUCCGUGUCAACCCUUCGACAAAGAAAAAGACAUGGGAGUACCUAUUGUGAGUUUUCAAGUGAACAUUUUCGCUUGUGGUGGCAUGGCGAUUGGGAUGUGUUUUUCACACAAGCAUGGCGACGGAACAACGUUCGCUAGUUUCUUUAAAACUUGGGCGGCACUUUCGCGCGGGUCUAGUUUAGAUAAAGCAAUGUAUGCAAAUCUUGGCAAUGCAUCAACUGUUUUUUCCCCACGGAAUCCAUUGCCACAAGCUUACACAACCCUAAUGGAGACCUUGUGGUUCUCCGAGAGAAAACUCGUUACAAGGAGAUUCGUUUUUGACGCAAAAUCAAUAACAACACUAAGAGACAAGGCAAAAGGUACUACUGAACAAGAUCAGUCAUUGCCAUCGCGUAUCGAAGCAAUAACCAGUUUCAUCUGGAAAUGUUACAUGGCGGCUUCAAGAACCACUUUAGGCACCACAAAAGCAUCAUUGUUGGUGCAAGCAGUGAACGUGAGGCCGCGAUCGAUGUCAAACUUAUUAGAUGGUGCAAUUGGGAACUUGUUUUGGUGGGGAGCAGCACUGGCAAAUCCUGCUGAUUCAGAACUAAAUCAUUUGGUGGGGAAGAUGAGGGAAGGUGUUAGUCUUUUUGAUGAUGAUUAUUUGAAGAGUUUACAAGGUGAAGAAGGGUUUGAAGCCAUGUCCAACCUACUAGACCAACUAGAGGAGAUCAUCUCUAUUGAAAAACCAGAUGUGCUGGCUUUUACUAGCUGGUGCUAUCAGGGUGUGUAUGAAUUGAAUUUUGGAUUUGCCGAGCCGGUUUGGGUUGCUGUGAUGGGGAAAGCUGGAGUAGAAUUUAGAAACCUGGUUGUGUUUUUUGAGACCAAAUGGGGUAAAGGUAUUGAAGCUUGGAUUACCUUAGAUGAAAUGAGAAUGGCUGCUCUGGAACAAGACCCUGAGUUCCUAGCAUUCGCUUCUCCAAAUCCGGUGAUUUCAAGCUUGUGA
Tripterygium wilfordii is the source of this 1350-nucleotide messenger RNA. Its product is annotated as stemmadenine O-acetyltransferase-like. The coding region runs from base 1 to 1350 and encodes 449 amino acids. The record is from RefSeq and is a predicted model, not a curated record. The transcript has a single exon. Lineage: Eukaryota; Viridiplantae; Streptophyta; Magnoliopsida; Celastrales; Celastraceae.